Molecule: messenger RNA, 586 nt
Organism: Penaeus indicus
Lineage: Eukaryota; Metazoa; Arthropoda; Malacostraca; Decapoda; Penaeidae
Exons: 5
Coding region: 1-555 (184 amino acids)
Source: RefSeq, a predicted model, not a curated record
AUGCCAUUCCAACGUCCCGCGAAGAGUGAGCUGGAAUUAUCCGAAGAGAAACUUGCGACUCUCCGGGAGGACUGGAAAGAUCUGAGGCAAGCAACAAUCAGACGUUGCAGAGCGUGGGUGGAUGCGUUGCAGAUUGCACAAGAGGCCUACAAUGAUUUGCUGAGUUUGUUGAAACAAUUGACAUUAACAUCGUGCAGCGAUGCGGACGAAGAAAUUACGGGGGACGCGUCCGAUUUGUUGACUUACAUCUUAGACUCCAUGGAAGCUUUGGCUAUUGAGCUGCAAAACGACCCUUCCCUGACGUCACGAAUGGAAUGCCUGGCCAAUCAGCUGAUCGCCUUAUCAGCUGAUCUGAGGAGCGGAGAUCUCGAACCGCCGUCGAACGUGGAUGCCCUUUUGAACCGGACACAGGAUUUGCAGGAGGAACUCGCCGAUUCCUUAUCCGAAGCCAGGAGUGACCUGCAGGAGGUGGUGAGUGCCCUGGAGGCGAAGGAGGGCCGAGGUGGAGGCGCAGGAGGGGGAGAUCGAGUCGUUGCAAGGUGGAAGUCCUCCUGAAGAAGAUACUGACGGAGGCGGUGACGAUGGC